ACAAAACUGGUCACGCCAUCACGCUAUCACGCUAUCAUAGGAUGGGAAUAUUAAUUGUUAGACGGCAUAUUCUUUGUUUUUGUGUAGAGUGUGUGCGAAGCCGUAAACGCUUCUCCGAAAGCCGUCCAUAUUUCUUCCAGAAGGAUGUCUAUGAAAGCUCUGUAUGUUGAAGAGUUCGGCGACUCGUCGAAGCUAAAGUAUGGUGAGGUUCCCAAGCCAGAACCCGCAGAAGGAGAGGUUUUGGUAAAAAAUGAGAUUUGUGGCUUGAACUACCUGGAAGUCAUGAUGAGGGAUGGGUAUAUACCUCUCGAAGCUUUAGGAUCUGGUUUUCCUUUGACAAUGGGAGUGGAGGCUGCUGGAACAGUCGAAAAAAUCGGUGCAAAUGUCAUUGGUGUAACCAAAGGAGAGAGAGUGGCUUAUGCAGUUGUUGGAUCUGGAGCACAUGCUGAAUAUGCAAAAGUAUCAGCAUCAAGACUGGUAAAAGUUCCAGAUGAGAUUAGUUUUGAGCAAGCUGCUACAUCAAUGAUUCAGGGGUUAACUGCACAUUACCUGGUGCAUACAACUGGCAGAGUGAAGCCUGGUGACAAGGUGCUGAUUCAUGCAAUCUCUGGAGGGACUGGGUCUCUUGUGUGUCAAGUGGCAAAGAACAGAGGAGCGUUUGUGAUUGGAACAACCAGCACUGAGGCCAAAGCAGCAAAAGCAAGGGAGGCCGGUGCUGAUGAGGUUAUUCUUUACUCACAGAAAGAUUUUGCAGAGGAAGUCAACAGGAUAACUGAUGGAAAAGGGGUUAAUGUUAUUUACGAUGGUAUUGGAAAAAAAACUUUUGAGAAAGACUUUGAAUGUUUGGCUAUCCAAGGAAUCGUGGUAUCAUUUGGACUAGUUUCUGGACCCCCGCCUCCAAUUGAUGUGGAGAAACUCGCCAAAGGUUCCUUCUCUAUUUGCCGACCUAUGUUGUUUCACUACAUUGCAAACGAAGAAGAUUUGAAGAAGCGCAGCUCUGAAGUCUUUGCCUGGAUCAAGAAAGGCGAAGUAAAGUUUGGCGACUUUACUGUAUUACCACUGUCCGAGGGAAAGAAAGCUUACGAUUUGUUGGGAAGUGGAAAAUCUACAGGAAAAAUCUUGAUGAAGCCUUGAACUGAAAAUAUUUAAGCACACUAUCCAAAGAAAUGUUCAUUAUUAUCACGUUGUCGGGCAUUGUGGCGCAUUUUGUAUUUAAUCCUGCUGAAAUAAGCCAAUGAAAAUAAGAGUCAAACAAUCGUACGAUAAAAGCAGCAAAUUGAAAUCGAGAAGCCAUAGAUAUGUUCGCGCCCUAUUCCCGCAGAGUUGGUGAAAGAAUUGAAAGCGAUCUUUUCAAAGCCCAAAUGAUAUCUGAAAUCGUAGAAUUCAACGAAGAAUCAAUCUUCUGAGCGAGGAGAAGAAGAUUUGUAAAAGUGAGAAGCUGAUUCCGUCCCCAAAAAAAACAUACUUUUUAGGGUUCAGAUUGCUGUGUUUAUUUUUUUUUCAGUUUUUAUUUUCUCAAUGCCCUUCAAAGUGACAAUAAUAGUAACAGAGUGUAUUUUCUUGAGCGGCUCGGGCUAAAAUGAGUCUGAGUCGGGCCCAAAACAUAUUUACGCCCGCGAACAUAACCUCUAUCGUUUUAGUAGAUUAAAGGCUGAUACAAACUGCAUCAAAUGCUAACGUACUUUUAAUCAAUAUAUAUUAAUGCACGGGGUUUUGAGAUGUCUCUAAGGACAAGGGGGAUAUUAAGAGUUUUGAAAUUUAUGCAAGAGCCACUUAAGGCAACUUUAUCAGUCUGGCGAUCAGACCAGUGUUUGUUUUACUCUCUGCUGCAUAUCUUGUUGCGCUUGUUGUAUCUUGUACCAAUAAACAAGACUCUGGCUCCUAAUUACAUAAUAUCUAAUACUCAUUUCGGUGUGAACAUCUUUUAACCUAACAUUUACUGCUGGAAGGAUUUGCGCGAGUGUACAGCGCUUAUAAAGGAGGGUUCUCCGGUUUACACUGAACAGCUUUUUCAGUGUUGAAAAAAUGCAAAUCAAAGGUCGAUUACCUGAUUUUUUUAGAAUACUCUUCAUUAAACACUCAAAAGGACUUCGUUAAGUUCGUACUGAACUGUUCACGCUAACCCAAAGUUUCCAUUUGGAACUCAACCCUGCUCACAUACGUUAUGUUGAAGUUGAAGUGUAGUGUCGUAAGAGACGGUGAACGCAUCAGGCCAUUCGCGAAAGUCUAACUAAAAAUGUAAAUUUAAAUGUCUUCCCCCGGCGUUGCCGUUCUGACUGCUUAUGGUCUCUAAUGACAUUAAGCAAGCGUCAAAACGUCGUGAUUUUCGAAACAAUUUAUUGGAAAAUAUCUCAAACCUCGAUGGUUUUAAGUUUACGUCCUUCAAUUUUUCAGCAGUGUUUUAUCGUCUAAUAAUAUGCACGAGAAAAUUACUCAGUUCUUAUUGGUUAAGAUAAAUGCAGUUUUCAGGUAAUUCAAUGCAGAAGAGGGUUAUUUCAUGUAUA
Molecule: messenger RNA, 2504 nt
Organism: Pocillopora verrucosa
Lineage: Eukaryota; Metazoa; Cnidaria; Anthozoa; Scleractinia; Pocilloporidae
Product: quinone oxidoreductase 1
Cellular component (GO): cytosol
Molecular function (GO): quinone reductase (NADPH) activity; NADPH binding; mRNA 3'-UTR AU-rich region binding
Source: RefSeq, a predicted model, not a curated record